Molecule: messenger RNA, 1337 nt
Organism: Zea mays
Lineage: Eukaryota; Viridiplantae; Streptophyta; Magnoliopsida; Poales; Poaceae
Product: 4-hydroxy-tetrahydrodipicolinate reductase 2 chloroplastic
Exons: 8
Coding region: 91-1080 (329 amino acids)
Cellular component (GO): chloroplast stroma
Molecular function (GO): 4-hydroxy-tetrahydrodipicolinate reductase activity; NADPH binding
Source: RefSeq, marked validated
CGUUCGUCUAGCUUGGCUCGUCCCUGUCCGGUACCCUUCUCUCAAGCCGCGCAGUUGUCGAAGUCGAAACUAUCCGCUGCUGUAGUAGAGAUGCUCUCGAUGCGGCCACCCAGCACCACCUUGUCGCGCCCCUUGAUUUGGCCGAGACGGGGUCGCCUCGGGGGAGCCGCCGCGCCGCAAUAUGUUAGCGCCGCGGCACCGGCGCCCGCUCUGGAGCCAGCUGCGCCUCCGGAGAGCGUCUCCUUUCCGAUUCUGGUGAAUGGCUGCACUGGUAACAUGGGGUUAUCUGUCGCUGAGGCUGCUGCUCUGAGGGGCCUUCACCUAGUCCCUGUUUCAUUCAGUAGUAGAGAGAAGGUUGAAAAAACAAUACAAGUUGGACAAACAGACAUUCAAAUAUAUGGUCCUUCUAAAAGAGAAGAUGUUGUUUCAUCUAUUGCUGAUGAAUUCCCAGAUGUCAUUGUUGUGGACUACACAGGACCCAAUUCUGUGAACUCUAAUGCUGAGCUCUAUUGCAAGCUUGGCUUGCCAUUUGUGAUGGGCACAACUGGUGGGAACAAGCAUUUGCUCUACAAGUCAGUGCAAGAUUCAAAAAAUUAUGCACUAAUAUCUCCACAGAUGGGCAAACAAGUGGUUGCAUUUGUUGCUGCUAUGAAAAUCAUGGCUGAGCAGUUUCCAGGGGCCUUUUCAGGUUAUCAUUUAGAGGUUUUAGAAUCCCAUCAAGCUGGCAAGCUGGAUACAUCUGGUACAGCUAAAGACGUGAUUGCUUGUUUUGAGAAACUAGGUGUGUCAUAUGAUAUGAACCGGAUGGUUAAGAUUAGAGAUCCAGAACAGCAGCUUGAGAUGGUGGGUGUCCCUGAAGAACACAUCCAAGGGCAUGCAUUCCAUCUGUAUCAUCUCACUUCUCCUGAUGACAGUGUUUCAUUUGAGUUCCAGCACAAUGUUUGUGGCCGUUCAAUCUAUGCCGAAGGAACUAUUGACGCGGCAAUGUUUCUGCAUAGGAAGGUGCAAUCAAAGGAUUCUAAGAGAAUAUAUAAUAUGGAUGAUGUCCUGCGAGAAGAAACUUGCCAUAAAGCCUACUGAUUAGCUGCUGAUAAAUAAUACUCCCUCCGUUCUUUUUUAUUUUUCGCUGUUUAGUUCAAAAAUAAACUAGCGAGCGACAAAUAUUCAAGGAUGGAGGCAAUAUUAAGCACAGCGCUGUUGUUUUUACCGUUUUUUGUUAGAAUAAUGCACUGCGCACCUUCACCCAUUUUAGACUUUUGUGUAAUUGGGUUGAAUAUGAGAGGUUCAAUAGGAAAAAAAUGACAUGCUUCUAGUGAUGGCAAUCAUAAUUUAAUAUU